This is a messenger RNA of Scleropages formosus (Asian bonytongue), 5787 nucleotides long. RefSeq names its product KIT proto-oncogene, receptor tyrosine kinase a (gene kita). Gene Ontology annotation, cellular component: signaling receptor complex; plasma membrane. The record is from RefSeq and is a predicted model, not a curated record. Gene Ontology annotation, biological process: Kit signaling pathway; multicellular organism development; positive regulation of cell migration. The coding region runs from base 33 to 2966 and encodes 977 amino acids. The transcript has 21 exons. Gene Ontology annotation, molecular function: transmembrane receptor protein tyrosine kinase activity; growth factor binding; ATP binding. Lineage: Eukaryota; Metazoa; Chordata; Actinopteri; Osteoglossiformes; Osteoglossidae.
UCUCCGCCGGGGGACUGAGACACAGGAGAGACAUGAGAGCGCGCAACGGGCUGCUGGUGCUGGUGGUGGCGCUGCUCCUCGCCACCUUUCGGACAGGUAAGACGAAGCCCCAGAUCUUCCCAGGUAAUGGACAGCUGGUGGUGUCCCUGCACUCCAACUUCAGCCUCCGCUGUGAGGAUGAGGGCGCUGUGAGGUGGAAGGUUCCAGAACGCAACAGCAUCUUUCCAGUGGAGCAGAAAGAGGGCGUCGCACUGCUCACAGUGCACAGAGCACAGCCACUGCACAUGCGCCGCUACAUCUGCGAGAAUGAGAAGAGAACGGAGGAGAGCUCCAUCUACGUGUUUGUCAAAGAUCCCAGCCACGCUUUCCGGAAGACCAUCAUGAAAAGCAUCCUGGGCAAGAUGGGCGAGAGUUGCGUCAUCCCGUGUCAUCCGACAGACCCAGGCGUGGCCGACCUGCAGCUGGCCACAUGUGACGGGGGGCCAUUGCCCCAGGAGCUGAAGUUCAGCGUCAGCGUGGAACAUGGCAUCACCAUCAGCUCCCUGCGCCAGAGCUUCUCGGGCUGCUACGUGUGCACGGCCGUGCUGGACGGAGCACCGGUCAAGUCCGACGACUACACCCUCAUUGUGCGGCCAGUUCCAGAACACCUGCCCGUCCUCCACUUCUCUGAGAAAGAGACAGUUAUUCUCACCGUGGGCCGGUCCUUCAGACUCACGUGCAACACCUCCAACAUCAACAGCAACUUCAGCCUCCACUGGAUUCCUCCUCCAGGCGUGAAGGCCAACAUGCUCGUGAGGCCCCAUAUGCAGACAAACCCCCUGCUCUACCUGAAGAACACUUCUCUUCAGGUUCCUUCGGUGACCAUAGAAGACUCUGGCAACUAUCGGUGUGAGGCCACCAAUGAGAAGGGCGUGACUUCAUCGUCCGUCGAGCUCGCGGUCUACGAGAAAGGCUUCAUCAACCUGACAGAGGUUGGCAAUCGUACGGUCCACACCCGCGUAGGAGACAGCCUCACGCUUCGGGUGGCGCUGGAGGCCUAUCCCAGGCCGCAGGCCAUGUCCUGGCUGUACCAAGGAGAGGCGCUACAGAACAGCUCGGACCACAUCAUCACCGCACAUGAAGCAGGCUACAGGUACCUCAGCGAGCUGAAACUUGUCCGUCUCAAAGUGUCCGAGGGCGGAGUCUACAUCUUCAGCGCCUGGCACUCUGACACCUCGGCCAACUGCUCCUUCGCCGUCCACGUGAUCAGUAAGCCGGAGAUCGUGGUUCGAGAGGGGCCCCUGGACGGACAGGUGCGCUGUGUUGCCGAGGGUUACCCCACCCCCGAGAUCUCCUGGUUCUACUGCGACCAGCCUCACAGACGGUGCUCGCAGCUGCUCAACUCGACGCCGGAGGUGCAGGACGUCAGCACGGUCGUGCUCUCGAACCCCACGUUCGGCCGCAGGAAGGUCGAGAGCCGCCUCAACGUGAGCAGGACGGGCUACCCGACAGUGGAGUGCUUGGCGACCGUCGACGACCAGGAGGCCUUCUUCCUCUUCUCCAUCAGCGAGCGUACUGUGCAACAUCACCUCUUCACACCGCUGCUUACUGGAUUUGUCACGACUGCCGCCCUGCUCUGCAUUGUCCUCGUGCUGCUGUUUUACAAAUACUUACAGAAACCCAAGUAUCAGAUCCAGUGGAAAGUGAUUGAAGGUAUCCAUGGCAACAAUUAUGUUUACAUCGACCCCAGCCAGCUUCCGUAUGACCACCAGUGGGAGUUCCCACGUGACAAGCUCCGUUUCGGUAAAACGCUGGGCUCCGGUGCCUUCGGGAAAGUGGUCGAAGCGACCGCUUACGGCAUGUCCAAGGCCAACACGGUCAUGACGGUGGCGGUGAAGAUGCUCAAGCCGAGUGCUCACGCCACAGAGAAGGAGGCGCUCAUGUCGGAGCUCAAGGUGCUCAGUUACCUGGGUCACCACAUGAACAUUGUGAACCUGCUGGGAGCCUGUACUGUGGGAGGUCCCACUCUCGUCAUCACAGAGUACUGUUGCCACGGAGACCUCCUCAACUUCCUGAGGAGGAAGCGAGAGAUGUUCUUCUGCUCCAAGCUGGCAGAAGAGUGUCACUACAAGAACGUUGUGCCGGAGCCCAUGAGGGACGACAACCACAACGGCUACAUGACCAUGAGACCGUCAGCUGCGAGGACCGCGGUGCACGUGAGCGCCCCCGAGAGGAGGCCCUCCCUGCGCAAAGCGGGAGGGUCCUGCGGGGAUGGCGACACCCAGACGGAGGCACUGCUCGAGGACUCCAUGUCCCUGGACACCGAGGACCUGCUGAGCUUCUCGUAUCAGGUGGCCAAAGGGAUGGACUUCCUCGCUUCCAAAAACUGCAUUCACAGAGACCUGGCGGCCAGAAACGUCCUCCUUACCCAGGGACGCGUGGCUAAGAUCUGUGACUUUGGGCUGGCGCGGGACAUCACCAAGGACUCCAACUACGUUGUCAAGGGCAACGCCCGUCUUCCUGUCAAGUGGAUGUCCCCAGAGAGCAUUUUUGAGUGUGUCUACACUUUUGAAAGCGACGUCUGGUCCUACGGAAUCCUGCUCUGGGAGAUUUUCUCUCUGGGCAGCAGCCCGUAUCCCAGAAUGCCAGUGGACUCCAAGUUCUACAAGAUGAUCAAGGAGGGCUACAGGAUGAAAGAGCCAGAGUUUGCACCCAGUAAAAUGUACGAGAUCAUGAUGUCGUGCUGGGACGCCGACCCAGUCAAGAGACCGUCCUUCGGCAAGAUUGUGGACAAGAUCGAACAGGAGCUGUCGGACAGCACCAAACAUAUUUACCUGAACUUCAGCUCCCGGCUCAUGGCGAGGGACGACCACAACGGGCACUUCCUGCGUCUCAAUUCAGUGGGCAGCAGCACGGCCUCGACGCAGCCGCUGCUCGUCAGUGACGAGGUCUUCCAUGAGGAGACGCUGUGCCCCCCGAGGGCAUGAAGCUGCUCACGUGGCCAGGAUGUACUGCAAGUGCCUCCCCCCAAGUUCUCAACGCUGGCACUCUUCAUAGACGAGGCGACCUCUAAGGCUCCUGUCUGAAGAAGUGUCGCCUCACACACAAACACACACUUGUUGAUGCUGUUGUGCAAGGAAAACUGUGACAGGGAGAGACGCCACCUCGCUGUCUCUCUCUCUCUCUCUCUCUCUCUCGAGAAAGCACCGCCGCUUCUUCUCGGAUGCUGCUCUGUGCCCUGUCUGCGCCCAGUAACACUGUCCGUGUUGUAUGCCAGCGUGCAUUGGAUGUAGUCGUGCAGUUCCUGUGUGCUGCUCCGUGUAAAACUCUACUGCUUACAUGUGCCGUUACAUGUGAACCUCAGUUAAUCAGAAGCCGGUAGCCAUUCACGGGAAUUGUGGUCCAGGAUCAAGGAGGACGUUGCUCUUCAUCCUCUGGAGCCGUGUGUGUAGAGUCCGUAGGCCAGACUGCUGCAUGAGAAGGAAGAGCUCGUUUCGGAGAACAAGAACGUGUUUUAUAGGCAAUCGGCUGUCAUUCCCUUCACUUUGGCAAUGACCCAAAGAAGCCGCUUUCCCGUCAAAUGCAGAUAUUUAGUGGCCUGUCUUGUGCUUCGGAAAGUCGCUCAACGUUCUCCCAGACUUCAGUAUUAAUGUGUUAGUGCUACUUGAUCACUUUGACGUGUGAAGGCUUUCUGAAGCUGUGGCUCUUCACAUCCACCCAGGAGGUGGUUCUGCCUCUAGGAAGCUACGCUUGAGUGUCUUCUAGAGGAAGCAGUGCUGAGCGUCGCUUCUGUCGUGCGCGUUUACAUGGUCGCCGCAUGUGCGGGGCAGCUACUGUAGCAACGCAGCGCUCUGGUAGUGCUCUGCUAAGGCGUGUUCCACACACACCUUUUGAACGCAUCGGUGCAGGGCCUUUAGAAAGGACUCGAGCAGCAGCAGGAAACAGGCAGCUUUUUCUCGUCUCAUUCUGCCCUUGGAUUCUCUCACUUUGCAGCUCGUUUCCAAGGAACGUUUGUCUUCGGUGCUUCGUCAAAAGGCAGCUGUUGGUACGCUUCAGGUUCCCGAAGGGUUUGCAGGUGAUUUCAGGCUUCACUGGGUCCCUCUAAAGGGCACUUCGGGCCCUGCCAAUUGUCUUCAGGCUUUCGGCGAUUCGCAUGUGAGUUCAGGACCACCUCCCUGCUGUAGGGAAGUUUAGGCCCGGCUGGGUUCGUUCAAAGGCACCACUGUUCUGCAGGUUCUUUUUGACCAAUUUAGGCACCUUCAGGUUUGGGACAGGCCUGUCAGGGAAUUGGGCUCACACUCGGUUCCUUCCUUUACGCGUCCUUCGUUCCUUCCACGCCGAGUUCCUCGGUGAGUUCGGGUUCCGUUGGGCUCCGUCAGGUCUGGUCUUCAGGUAAGUUUGGCCCGGCUGGGUUCCUUCAAAUGCGGAGCUGGUCCGCGGGUGAGUUUAUGCUCCGUUAGGCCCGUUCAGGUUUGCGGUUGCUCCGUAGGUUCGUUCAGGCCUUACCGGCUCCCUUCAGGGUUGUGGUAGCGUGCCCGAGUCAUCGGGCUCCUCUGUUCUCACUCCAAGCUAAUUCCUCUGCAGGAAGUCCCACUUCCAGGUCUUGGCUAGAGCCGUGAGUCAGCCUGCGUUUCACUUCCCCAUUUACAUGAGCGUGGACGCACCUGGCCAGAAAGCACUUCUCCACAUGGCCAGUUCCACGCUUGUCGGGCUGGAAGGACUGCCACGCUAGCUAGAGACCGUUUCCGUGACACACGCUUCCGUCCCGUUCCGUUCUUCUUCGCACAGUUCACGCUCCGUACAUACACCGGGAGCUGGUUACGUUAACGAUCCUUCUGUGUCUUUUUAUUGCGUUUUUAACGGUACGUCUAAUGAGAUGUCGUAAUCCUCGAAAGUCAGGCUGAUCGGCGAAGCAGCCAGCUGCCAGGUCAGGGCCCAUAGCCAAAGAAAUCGGUUUGCUGGAGGUAAAACAAGAUAUGGGGCAUCUACCUUGCUUUUGCAUUCUUUGUGCCGGUAGAGACACCACAUUACUACUGUGGUGCACUGUAUUCGCACAAGCUGGUGGAACGUAUUUGCGCUCCCUUCAGCCCUUGUUAGCGUUAGCGUUGUAGCAAUGAAUCCUGUACCCUUCGGCGUACCUUCUUCCAACCACCAGGUCUACUAGUUGUUCUUGUCUCGAUGGAUCACCUGGACUCCACGGGCUCCUGGAUGACAGUCGAUAGUACCUGACAUUUCCGCUAUUUCAGGAGUGUUUGUGAAGGCCAAAACUUUUGCAUCGUCAGCACUUUAUCAGAAACACAUGGCUGUGUACAGUUGCUCACCUCUGUCUCUAGCUCGGAAACAGCUUUCAUGUGUCGCAGGACAUGAAAACAGCAACUUUCUGCCACUGUAACGAUAAACGAAUUCUGCGGCCGGCCGCGACGAGCUCUUCGCUGCGGCUCCAUCCGUGUAACAGGCGGUCACUUAGGCGGUCGCCGGAGGCUCGGCUGUAGAUGGUUCACCUUCCCGUCAUCCUCGCCAGGAGGAGAGCCAGGGUCCCGUCCCCAGGUCUCCGCCCUCGAGCUGUCGCAUCAGCUGAAUACGAAUUACUGCGCGUGCCAGUCACUUUUUCUGAAACGGAAACUCGUGUGUGUAGUGGGAGCGGUGAGAGAUCACCGGGACGUCAGAGCUUCAACUCGUACCAGUUUUUUUGCAUUCUGUUAAUGUACAUUUACUUUUUUGAAAUGUUUGACCUCUUGUACAGGGCUGGAAAGAUGUGCUGUGUAAAUGUGCUUAACGUCUCGCUGUUUUUGUUCAUGUAAAUAAACU